This is a messenger RNA of Sorex fumeus (smoky shrew), 1294 nucleotides long. It is a transcript of the gene LYL1, whose product is annotated as LYL1 basic helix-loop-helix family member. NCBI's taxonomy places the organism in Eukaryota, Metazoa, Chordata, Mammalia, Eulipotyphla, Soricidae. Gene Ontology annotation, molecular function: DNA-binding transcription factor activity, RNA polymerase II-specific; RNA polymerase II cis-regulatory region sequence-specific DNA binding; protein dimerization activity. Bases 178 to 1011 code for a protein of 277 amino acids. The transcript is spliced from 5 exons. Gene Ontology annotation, biological process: regulation of transcription by RNA polymerase II. The record is from RefSeq and is a predicted model, not a curated record.
CUUGCGCUGGAGCUGCGGUGGGGAGACCCUCCAGUGUCUGCAGGGAAGGAAGCAGAGAAGCCGGCAGUGUCGCAGGGCCUGACCGGAACCAGAACCUAUUUCCCGGCACCCCAGGACAGAGCAGGCGACUCCUCAGGCAUUGGGACCAGCACUGGGGCGAGCGCCCCCUCGGGGUCCAUGUGCCCACCCCGGCCCCUGGCGGAGGCGGGCCCCACUAUGACUGAGAAGGCAGAGAUGGGGUGUGCCCCCAGCCCAGCGCCUGCCCCACCCCCCCCACCAGCCUCACCUGGGCCCCCAAAGAUGGAUGAGGGGGGCUCCCCAGACUCCUCGCCCCCCAAGCUGCCCCCUGGUGUGCCCGUGAUCAGCCUGGGCCACACCAGGCCCCCCGGGGCAGCCGUGGCCAGUGCAGGGCUGAGUGGCCUGAGGCCCCCGCUGCUGCUGCCGGCCCCGCCCCCGCUGGCCCUGCAUUACCACCCUCACCCCUUCCUCAACAGCCUCUACAUUGGGCCGGCAGGACCUUUCGGCAUCUUCCCCAGCAGCCGGCUGAAAAGGGGACCGAGCCACUGUGAGCUGGACCUGGCGGAGGGGCACCAGCCCCAGAAGGUGGCCCGGCGCGUGUUCACCAACAGCCGCGAGCGCUGGCGGCAGCAGAACGUGAACGGCGCCUUCGCCGAGCUGCGGAAGCUGCUGCCCACGCACCCGCCCGACCGGAAGCUGAGCAAGAACGAGGUGCUGCGCCUGGCCAUGAAGUACAUCGGCUUCCUGGUGCGCCUGCUGCGGGACCAGGCGGCCGCCCUGGCGGCCGGGCCCACCCCGCCCGGGACCCGCAAGCGGCCGCCGCCCCGGGGCCCCGACGACAGCGCGCGCCGCGGGCCGGGCCGCCGAGCCGAGCCGGGCGUGCGCCCGCCGCCGCCGCCGCCGCCGCCCUCAGCCAGCCCCGACGGUCACCCGGGCGCGAUGGGCCGACCCAUCAAGACAGAGCAAGGCGCCGUGAGCCCCGAGGUGCGGUAACGUCGGCGGGGCCGCCUCGGUGUCGCGGGGCGCUGGGGACUCAGCCCGGGGCCGUCGAGGACGGGGCGCACGCCCCGCGCUGCACCUGCUCAGGACGUUCGCGAACCUCCCCCACGGGAGCGGGACCCAGGAGGGCGGCGCAACGUGGGAAGGGGUCCCGGGGUCCGGAAGGGCGAGCGUCGGCCCGGGGACCCUCCCGCAGACCCUCUUCAUUAUAACGGUCAUCGGACCCAGUGGUGCCGCCUUUCUUUCUGGGGGCAGGUCGAGAGCCGCCGAGGGGGGC